UCCAUCCCCACAAUGGCGUUCACUGGCUCAGACAUCUGCAAGAUCCUUUUCGCGAUCCUCCUCCCCCCCGUGGGUGUCUUCCUCGAGCGUGGCUGCAACUCAGACUUCCUCAUCAACAUCCUCUUGACGAUUCUGGGUUACAUUCCCGGUAUCAUCCACGCGCUCUACAUCAUCCUCAAAUACUAGGCGCACACAGGGCCACCUUCCUAUUGCUAGCCGGCCCCAUUCCUCGUUACGCCGUUUACGACGCUGUCAUGAUCGUUCCGACAGACACUGUAUAUUGAGGUUUCUAUAAUUCCCGUAUUACCUACCGGCGUAGUAGUAGAUGUUGUUCUCUGUGCGUCCAUGUAUUAUUGAUACCCUUCUU
Molecule: messenger RNA, 367 nt
Organism: Trametes versicolor FP-101664 SS1
Lineage: Eukaryota; Fungi; Basidiomycota; Agaricomycetes; Polyporales; Polyporaceae
Product: UPF0057-domain-containing protein
Exons: 5
Coding region: 13-186 (57 amino acids)
Cellular component (GO): membrane
Source: RefSeq, a predicted model, not a curated record